AUGUCGUCGCGCCUUGUCGAUUUUUCUCUCAUUCCCUUCCACGAGGUGCAGAGCGAAGAUUUUGCACAAUAUGUCACCUUUGAGAAGGAUGGUGUAAAGAUAAACGUGCCUAUUCACGUUCCUGCUGAAUAUCGCAGCGCUGCAAAAAACGACCCAAAUUUUUUUGAACAGCUCAAAUCACAGAUACUGCACCAGUUUGCCAGUGAAGAUACGCAAGGAGAACUCUUGACCGACAGAGGAGCACCUCUUAAGCAAGAUACUACCUACGCUCUAGUUCAUGUUGCUGCUCCUAGGGUGAGUGCCUUUCAGAAACUUUCCUAG
Dibothriocephalus latus is the source of this 321-nucleotide messenger RNA. Lineage: Eukaryota; Metazoa; Platyhelminthes; Cestoda; Diphyllobothriidea; Diphyllobothriidae. The record is from the annotation of a GenBank genome assembly.